This is a messenger RNA of Lottia gigantea (owl limpet), 1455 nucleotides long. RefSeq lists its product as hypothetical. Lineage: Eukaryota; Metazoa; Mollusca; Gastropoda; Lottiidae. Gene Ontology annotation, biological process: proteolysis. The annotation marks the transcript as partial. The transcript is spliced from 10 exons. Gene Ontology annotation, cellular component: cytoplasm. The record is from RefSeq and is a predicted model, not a curated record. Gene Ontology annotation, molecular function: calcium-dependent cysteine-type endopeptidase activity.
CUAGAAAAUAAUAAAUUAUAUUGUGAUCCACAUUUCCCAGCUAAUGACAGAGUUUUAUUUUUUAAUGGCUAUAAUAAUGAUAUGGUUAUAAAAUGGAUCAGACCACAGGUUUAUGGUACAGAACCUGAAAUGAUGAUAGAUGGUGUAACAAGAGAUGAUAUAAGACAAGGUAUAUUAGGAGAUUGUUGGUUUUUAUCAUCUUGUGCUGCUGUUUCACAACAAGAACGAUUCAUGAAAAAGAUAUUACCUAAAGAUCAACCAUUAUGUGGUAGAGGGUAUCAUGGUGUGGUAUGUUUUAGAUUCUGGAGAUUUGGUGAAUGGGUAGAAGUAUAUAUAGAUGAUAGAUUACCUACUGUAGACAGAAAACUAAUCUAUGCACAUUGUACAGAACCUAAUGAGUUCUGGGUAGCUCUUAUAGAAAAAGCCUAUGCAAAGUUGAGAGGUUGUUAUCAAGCUCUAGAAGGAGGACAGACAAUGGAUGCUCUGGUUGAUUUGACUGGUGGUUUAGCUGAAAGAUAUAUGUUAGAAGAUUAUGAUCCCAAUAUGUUCAGAUUGAUUUUACGAGCUCACAAGACUGGUGCUUUUAUUGCUUGUUCUAGAAAGGGUGAUUGGAGAGAAAGUUUUAAGAAUGAUGCCACUGGUCUUGUUUCUGGUCAUGCUUAUACUAUAACUAGUGUUAUUAAAGUAAGUUUUUACUAUAUUUUAAUUAAACAUCAGAUGGGUGAAGAGAAAUUAUUACGUAUUAGAAAUCCAUGGGGAGAUGAAAGAGAGUGGAAAGGUUCUUGGAGUGACAAUGAUGUAAAUUGGAAAUGGGUAGAUAAAAAAACUAAAGGUAUAAUGCAGUUACAAUCUAAAGAUGAUGGUGAAUUUUGGAUGUCAUUUAAAGAUUUUUAUCGCCAUUUUCAAGAAGUAACAAUAUGUUUAACUGGUCCUGAUUUUGAUGGUGAUGGUGUUUCAGAUGUUGUUGGUAAUUAUUUCUGUCAUAUGGAGAUGAUAAAAGGUGAAUGGAUUAAAGAUAUAUCAGCUGGUGGAUCUAGAAAUAAUUUAGAUCUGUUUACAACUAAUCCACAGUAUUUAUUAUCAUUAUAUCAGCCUGAUGAUUUUAAUCUACAAACUGAUGAUCCUGAAUUAGAAGGAAUGUGUAGUGUAGUUAUCGCUUUGAUGCAAGAACAAAAACCAACCAGGGAGGAAGGUCAAAAUUCUCACCAACAAAUUGCCUUUGUUAUAUAUGAGGUAAGGAUUCGAAAUCCUAAGCAACGUUUAAAUAAACGACAUUUUCACAGUCAUCAUGAUAGUGGUAGAUCAGGUUUAUAUAUCAACUAUCGUGAAGUUAGUGGAAGAUUUGAAUUAUCACCUGGCCAUUAUAUUAUCAUACCAUCCAUGUUCCAACCUCAUAAAGAUGGUCAAUUUCUGAUCCGAGUCUUUGGUGAGAAAAACUUUAAAUUAACAGGGUGA